CAGAGCAUUUCAUUCUAUCACAAGAACAAGGUAGAAGAAGAAGAAGAACCCUGUAACCUUCUUCGCUCUUUCUAUUAUCUUCCGAGGAUUUUCUAUUGCUUUUCACCAUUUUCUGUUAAGCAAAACUGCGUAAUUUAGGAGCCAAAUUCUGAUCAGUGAACGGUGAGUUUUGAGGAUCUGCUACUUUGGUGUAUUUUAGAAGAGGAUUUUGACGGAACUUGUCAGAAUCUCAUUGUUAAUUCUCAAGUGAAUUCUGCUCUGAAAACUUCAUUCUGAUAUUUAAAGAUACAUUUUUCUGGAAAAAUUGGCUAAUUAUGAAACUCUGAACUCUUUUGCCAGAUUACAGAGACGAUGGUGCCUUGUCUGAGUUUGUACUUGUGGCCGUGGUCGCAGAUCGAAGCUCUGAAAUGUCAUUAUUAGUAUGAUUUUAAGAUUUGAUUUGCAUUUUUGCAAAGGUUCAGAAGUGGAAUCAGCGAGCUUUUUUUUUUGUGUGUGUAUCUCGGAGCGCCGGUUUUUGCGGAAUCGGAUUAGUUUAGGUUAGAAACUAUUUAGUGAAAUCAGCGAGUUGAUUCUCAUCGCAAUCAAGCUGUAGCUGUUAAUCCGAUUUUGAUGUUCAUUCCUGGUGGCUGUGGUUCAUAGUUGUGACGCUGCAUCUGAUUUCUCUCUACCUCUUCAUUUCUUGCCGGAAAUAAAAAAAACUGUCUCCUUUUCUUUUGGUUGCUGUUGUGGCAGAAGGAAUUGAUCGCUAACAACGUGCAUGUUUUCGGCAACAGGGAGAGAUGGAUAAAGAGUCACAUAACAACCAUGGCAAUAGCAACAAAAUUCCUAGCGUUAGAGAUAGAGACAAAACCGGAGGAGGAGGAGGAGGAGGAGGGGAUGGGUCCUUAUUAUUGAGGGCUAGUUCCGAUACCAUCAGACAAUCAGCAACGUCAGAUUUGGUUCUGCAGUGGGGGAACCGGAAGCGACUAAGGUGCAUGAAGGUGGUUAGAACCGAUAAGGACAAAGACGACUCUUCCAACCCGGUUCAGAGGACAACGGUUCGGGUGGAUCGACGGGUAGUUAGAACCGAUAAGGAUUCUUCAAAUCGGCCCACUUCUAUUACUAACAACAAUAACAAUAACAAUUAUAAUAAUCAUAAUCAGAGUAACGGGUAUCCGAAUCUCCGCCAACGCCCCACUUCGCCGCACCAACCUCCUCAACGGAUUCUCAGGAAUUUGGAGACUUCAAGUGCUAUGAGAGGAGGCCAAAGCAACGGGAGUGUUAGGGGAAUUGCCUCACCUGACAGGGGUGCGCAUGAUAAGAGGGGGGCCCAUAACAACCACCUUAAUGAAAAUAAUAAUAAGUCUGCGGCCUCAUCAGAUACCGCGCACGAUAGCAAGAAGAGUGGGUCGCCGUCAGGCAGUGGGGAUGCGGCUCCGCCUGUGUGGCCACCCAAGUUCGUGAUUGCCUUGACCAACAAGGAGAAGGAAGAAGAUUUUCUGGCCAUAAAGGGGUCAAAGCUGCCUCAGAGACCCAAGAAGAGAGCAAAACUCAUACAGCGCACCCUCAAUCUUGUAAGUCCAGGUACAUGGCUAUGCGAUCUUACCCUGGAGCGAUAUGAAGUUAGGGAGAAGAAGAUAUCCAAAAAGAGACCAAGAGGGUUAAAAGCAAUGGGCAACAUGGACUCUGACUCUGAUUAGAAGCAAGGCAAGGAGGAAAGUUGCUUUAUGUUGGCUAAGGAUGUAAGAAAUGUUGGGAUAGUAUAAAACAUGGCAUUGCAUCGCAUCCCAACGUUCCAAGAAAUCGAAAUCAAAUAUAAAUUACUUUUGCUUUGACCGUGUUUUUCUCACCUUAAUGUUCAUUUUUGUGCUGGAAAAUGUCAAUCCACAAUUAUGAAAGAUAAGGGGCCCAUUUUCAGCUGAAUGAUGGGCUUCAAGCCAUUGUUGUUGGAUUUACCUCUUAAUCGACGACUAAAAUAAGAUCCAGGAGAGAGAAAAAUUGACAUCUUAAGAAAAUAUAGCAUUGAUAAAAGAAAAAAUUGAAGGAAAAAAAAAAGGUUGAAUUGAGGGAACAUUGAUCAGAUUGUCA
Molecule: messenger RNA, 2067 nt
Organism: Gastrolobium bilobum
Lineage: Eukaryota; Viridiplantae; Streptophyta; Magnoliopsida; Fabales; Fabaceae
Exons: 7
Coding region: 780-1679 (299 amino acids)
Source: RefSeq, a predicted model, not a curated record